GCACAGAUUCCCUUGGCAGACUGGGAGUCUGCCGCGACUCUGCAAGGCGCGGCCUCAUCAGAGCCAGUCUCAAGAGCCGUAGUCAUGCCAUCUCGGCCGGGCCAUUGCAACUAUGGAACUUGGGGGCAUCCAGAGCUUUGCAACCGCCCCUGCGUGCACAUGCAGAAGACAAGUCAAUGUCCUUCUGGACAAAGAUGCGAGCAUUGCCACUUGCCACAUGUGGCACCGGUCGCGAAAAUGGACAAGCUGCAGCGCACUCUGAUUCAGCAACUGAGCAGGGAUGCAGUCAUUGCCGCUCGGCACUACAUUCUG
This is a messenger RNA of Symbiodinium necroappetens, 312 nucleotides long. NCBI's taxonomy places the organism in Eukaryota, Dinophyceae, Suessiales, Symbiodiniaceae. The record is from the annotation of a GenBank genome assembly.